This is a messenger RNA of Pipistrellus kuhlii (Kuhl's pipistrelle), 693 nucleotides long. RefSeq names its product retinol binding protein 2 (gene RBP2). The record is from RefSeq and is a predicted model, not a curated record. Bases 83 to 487 code for a protein of 134 amino acids. The transcript is spliced from 4 exons. Gene Ontology annotation, biological process: fatty acid transport. Gene Ontology annotation, cellular component: nucleus; cytosol. NCBI's taxonomy places the organism in Eukaryota, Metazoa, Chordata, Mammalia, Chiroptera, Vespertilionidae. Gene Ontology annotation, molecular function: fatty acid binding.
UCAUUUCACAGCGCUCUCCCUGCAUCCUGCUCCUGGACGCUCACCGUGCACCACACACCCGCAGUAACCAGAGGCCAGCACCAUGACGAAGGACCAGAAUGGAACCUGGGAGAUGGAGAGCAAUGACAACUUUGAAGGCUACAUGAAGGCACUGGACAUCGACUUCGCCACCCGCAAGAUCGCAGUGCGCCUGACCCAGACCAAGAUCAUCCAGCAGGACGGCGACAACUUCAAGACGAAAACCAACAGCACGUUCCGCAACUACGACCUGGACUUCACCGUGGGCGUGGAGUUUGAGGAGCACACCAAGGGCCUGGACAACCGGGUCGUUAAGUCGCUGAUCACCUGGGAAGGCAACGUCCUCGUGUGCGUGCAGAAGGGGGAGAAGGAGAACCGCGGCUGGAAGCAGUGGGUGGAAGGGGACAAGCUGAUCCUGGAGCUGACGUGCUGUGACCAGGUGUGCCGUCAGGUGUUCAAAAAGAAGUGAUGGCCCUGAGCGGGCAGCUCCAUACUCCCAGCGAAGGGUGGUUCCAGAAGCGGCUUUGCUACGAAGCGGUGGGGGACCCCUCCCCUCCACUCCCGACAGAGCCUGUGAAGACAUCUGGGUGGGUUCUAAGCGUAACAAAUGUGUGCCGGUGACAAACAUACUCUUUCUUCGUUGAAACCUGGCAUUAAAUGAAAAAACAAAAGUCA